Messenger RNA from Canis lupus familiaris (dog), 2334 nucleotides. RefSeq names its product transmembrane protein 38B (gene TMEM38B). Gene Ontology annotation, cellular component: membrane. Gene Ontology annotation, biological process: potassium ion transmembrane transport. The record is from RefSeq and is a predicted model, not a curated record. Lineage: Eukaryota; Metazoa; Chordata; Mammalia; Carnivora; Canidae. Gene Ontology annotation, molecular function: identical protein binding; potassium channel activity.
AUGGACUCUCCGUGGGAUGAGCUGACCCUUGCCUUUUCUCGCACGUCUAUGUUCCCCUUUUUUGACAUCGCCCACUACCUGGUGUCCGUGAUGGCGCUGAAGCGUCAGCCGGGGGCUGCGGCGGUGGCACGGAAGAACCCUUUUUCAAGCUGGUUUACUGCUAUGCUCCAUUGCUUUGGUGGAGGAAUUUUAUCCUGUGUGUUGCUUGCAGAGCCUCCGUUGAGGUUUCUUGCAAACAACACUAAUAUAUUACUGGCAUCUUCAAUCUGGUAUAUUACAUUUUUUUGCCCAUGUGACCUAGUUUCCCAGGGCUAUUCUUUCCUACCUGUUCAACUCUUGGCUGCGGGAAUGAAAGAAGUGACCAGAACUUGGAAAAUAGUAGGUGGAGUGAAACAUGCUAAUAGCUAUUACAAAAAUAGCUGGAUAGUGAUGAUAGCUAUUGGAUGGGCCCGAGGUGCAGGUGGUAGCAUCAUCACGAAUUUUGAACAGUUGGUAAAAGGAGGUUGGAAACCAGAAGCUGAUGAAUGGCUGAAGAUGUCCUACCCUGCCAAGGUGACCCUACUGGGGUCAAUUAUCUUCACAUUCCAGCACACGAAGUAUCUGGCAGUAUCAAGGCAUAACCUUAUGUUCCUUUAUACCAUGUUUCUUGUGGUCACAAAGAUAACCAUGAUGAUUACAGAGACUGCUACUGUGCUUUUUGCUCCUCUUGAGGAUACAUUGGGUCGGAUGCUAUUUGGCUGGCAGCAGCAGUUUUCAUCAUGUGAAAAGAAAAGUGAAACAAAAUCAUCUUUUAAUGGUACUGGUUCAUCGACCUCAAAACCUAUAGCUGUUGCUUCAGAUACUGUUAAAAAGAAACAUACUAAGAAGACUGAGUAAAUUUACUUUAUGAGUUCUAAAGGCAGAAAUUUUUUUCUUAUCUACCUGUCAGAUUGUGAUAAAUACUUCUAUGUAAAUGAUGUGAAAUAAAGAUUAUAUAUAAGGAAUGGAGGUGACAAAAAGAAAGAACUUCUUUCUGUUUCAGGGAGAUUGUCUCUUUCUGGAUUGUAAUUGAGUGUUAUGAGUGUAUCAUGUGAAACUGUUUUCCUAAGUUAUAUAUAAAAAAUUCUGUUGUGAUUAUUUAAUAGUUUUAUGUUGAUAAAGGAGGCUAGAUUUUUUUUCCUAAUGUUAGAAAAAGUAAACUUACUAUCAUUGCAAAAUAAUAAAAAUUAAAGCCUUUGUUUUAUUUAGGUAUUUUCAUACACAUUUUAAAUGGAAUCUCUGAGCUUUAGUUCAAAAUUAAACUUAUACUUCAUAUUACCAUUAUAAUUCCUAGAUAUAGAAAACAAUUCCUAUUUAACUUUGAGCACUGGGAAAAGUAAACCUUACCUAAACCACUUUAUAUUAUGAAUGAAAAUAAAUGACUAGUUUAUAUUUCAGAUAUAAACAUUGUAUUUUUUAACCCACAUUAAGUGGAAAAUAUUUGAAAUUUAAUUUUUUAAAUCGUAUUUUUAAGCAAGAACAGAGUAUUGAUAUAAGUCUUGAUUUGAAGUCUGUUUCAUGCCCUUGUUUAUAAUGUUCCUUUUUCUCCAGAGAAAAUUAGGGGUAUAAUUUUUAAUAAAUUAUUAAGCCCAUGUUUUGCUUUGUAAAUUUCAUUUUAAGAGCUUAUUUUUUUCCUCUCUUAAAACACAUUCAUUUUAAUUUUAGAAGAAAUAUUCUCCUCAACAUUUCACAUAUUCUUAAUUUCUUUCUGAUCUUGGUUGGGGUACAUUGGUGGUAGUAUCUUUAAUGAUUCAUCAUUUUAAUUUAAAGAUUUUCCCUUAUGUCUCUUUCUGAUGGCUACUUUUCACUUUUCUAGGAGAAAAAAAGGUACUAAAUAAUGUUAAACUUUCUUGCUUCAUUUUAUAAUUUAAAAGUCUAGUUACAAUUUUUAAACACUGUGACUAACGUCUUUUUUUUCCACCAAGACCAUGAACCACGGUUAGUAUGUACAUAAGGCAUUUGGGGAUGGCAUAGAAGUACUCAAAUCACACUAACAUUAGAAAUUUUUAAAAAAUGUUUUAAUAUAAACAGCAGGGUACUGUACUUGUUAAAUAAAAAAAUUUUUUUCAGGGGAGGACCUUUGAUAGCCUUGGGAUAUUAAAAAGUUUAUUUUCAAUAUUGUGUCUGAAAGCAUUAAAUAUUUGGGUUUUGUAUUAUAUUUGAUAACUCUUGUAGUUAAAAACUUUUCAGAAUUAACAUGUUACUAAUUAUUGACUUAGCUUUGAAGUGUGGGUUUAACUAUAGUUGAAAUAUUAGGAGUGUUGUUUUACACUUGUAUUAAAGUCAAAUUUAUUAAAAUAAGCUCUUUAGCACUAA